This is a messenger RNA of Pseudopipra pipra, 2761 nucleotides long. It is a transcript of the gene MTO1, whose product is annotated as mitochondrial tRNA translation optimization 1. The record is from RefSeq and is a predicted model, not a curated record. The transcript has 12 exons. Gene Ontology annotation, molecular function: flavin adenine dinucleotide binding. The coding region runs from base 67 to 2199 and encodes 710 amino acids. NCBI's taxonomy places the organism in Eukaryota, Metazoa, Chordata, Aves, Passeriformes, Pipridae. Gene Ontology annotation, cellular component: mitochondrion; cytosol. Gene Ontology annotation, biological process: mitochondrial tRNA wobble uridine modification; tRNA methylation.
CGGCGGAGGAGCCGCCGUGACUGCCUGCCCCCUGCACGCGCCGCCGGGAGGGCCGGCCCUGCCGCCAUGUUCUUGCGGAGGGGUUGCCGCCGGCUGGCACUGUCCCCGCUGCCUCGCCCAGGGCAACGCCGGGCCGGCAGCGAGGUCGGGGCGGCGGCGCCGCGCUACGACGUGUUGGUGGUCGGCGGGGGCCAUGCGGGGACGGAGGCGGCGGCGGCAGCUGCCCGCGGCGGGGCCCGCACGCUGCUGCUCACGCACAGGAUCGGCACCAUCGGGGAGAUGUCCUGCAACCCGUCCUUCGGCGGCAUCGGGAAGGGGCACCUCAUGCGGGAGGUGGACGCUCUGGACGGGCUGUGCGGCCGCGUCUGCGACCGCUCCGGCGUCCACUACAAGGUGCUGAACCGCUGCAAGGGCCCGGCCGUGUGGGGCCUCCGCGCACAGAUCGACCGCGGCCUCUACAAGGAGAACAUGCAGAAAGAAAUCCUUAACACACCACUGUUGACAGUUCGUGAGGCAUCUGUGGAAGAUCUUAUCUUGACAGAGCCAGAAUCAGGCCAUCCUGGGAAAUGCCAAGUCGCGGGAGUCAUUCUGGGGGAUGGGAGCACAGUACACACUGGGAGCGUUGUCCUGACCACCGGUACCUUUCUGAGGGGUAUGGUCCACAUUGGGCUAGAGAUGCACCCGGCUGGGCGGCUGGGGGACCAGCCAGCCAUUGGGCUAGCUCAGACUCUGGAGAAACUGGGAUUUGCUGUGGGCAGGCUGAAGACCGGGACACCACCAAGACUUGCCAAAGACACGAUUGACUUCAGUGGUCUGGAGGAACAUGGAGCUGACAAUCCUCCAGUGCCAUUCAGCUUCCUCAGUGAGGCUGUGUGGAUCAAGCCAGAAGAUCAGCUGCCAUGUUACCUGACACGCACUACCCUGAAAGCCCAGCAAAUUAUCUAUGAUAACCUCCACCUGAACAACCAUGUAAGGGAGACAACAAGGGGCCCUCGGUACUGUCCCUCUCUUGAAUCAAAGGUUCUGCGCUUCCCAAACCGGCAACAUCAAGUUUGGCUGGAGCCUGAAGGCUUGGAAUCCAACGUCAUUUACCCCCAAGGCAUGUCCAUGACACUGCCACCUGAGCUUCAGGAGCAGGUGAUCAAAUCCGUCCCAGGUUUGGAAAAAGCCAAGAUGAUACAGCCAGGCUACGGGGUGCAAUAUGAUUUUUUAGAUCCCCGUCAACUGACUGCUUCCCUUGAGUCGCGUCUUGUUCAGCGACUCUUCCUUGCAGGCCAGAUAAAUGGCACGACAGGCUAUGAAGAAGCUGCAGCUCAGGGUGUGAUUGCUGGGAUCAAUGCCUGUCUGCGAGUUCAUGGCAAGCCCCCUUUCAUUGUCAGUCGCACCGAAGGCUACACUGGGGUCCUGAUCAAUGACCUCACCACUCUGGGCACCAGCGAGCCCUACCGGAUGUUCACCAGCCGUGUGGAGUUCCGCAUGUCCCUCCGGCCCGACAAUGCUGAUGCCAGGCUCACUCACAGAGGUUUUGAAGAAGCUGGGUGUGUGUCGCAGCAGCGAUAUGAACAAGCAGUUAAGAUGAGAGCUGCUUUAGAUGAUGGAAUUGCAACACUAAAAUCACUUCAGUUCAGCAUAUCCAAAUGGUCCCAGUUACUGCCAGAAGUUCCCAUCAGCAGCAGUCGCAGGUCGCCUGUCAGCGCUUUUGACAUCCUUCAAUAUCAAGACGUCAGUAUGGAGGUUCUGGCAAAAGCUGUCCCAGAGUGCCUGGACAAGCUUGCUCAAUGGAGACAACUGGCAGAGAGAUUGAAAAUAGAAGCUGCUUAUGAGUGGUGUGUAGUCAACCAACAGCAGGAAAUAGAAGAAGUGCGUCGUGAUGAAGCGCUCCAGCUGCCAGAGGACAUAGAUUAUUUUACCAUUGAUGCAUCGCUUUCAGCAGAAGUGCGGGAGAAACUGGACUCCAGCCGUCCCCAGACGAUCGGUGCAGUCAGCCGUAUCCCUGGAAUUACACCAGCUGCUAUUGUUAACCUGCUAAGGUUUGUGAAAACCAAUCACCAGAAGACAGAGAAGCUAAAAGCUUUACCUCAGUCUGGGAAGUACUUACCAGGGAAGAUGUACUCAGAGAAAGCAACUUCACAAAGACAGAUGUCAGCUGAGUUUUCUGAAGAGGAGACACAAAGUACCUUCAUUAAAACACCUUUUUAGAGAGUGGCACGGAUCCUGCCACUGUGUGGCAAGAUCACCUGUGCUCGUGACCCUCUUCACGAGUAACACCCAUGCUGGCCGGAUCCAAAGCAGUUCUAGUUGUGUUCCGUGUUGGGGUCAUUGAGUAGAACAAAAUAAAUGCUCAGAAACCUAAAUACAGCCUGUGAUUUUUCUGAUGCAAGAGACAGGAGAACUGCUUUUAAAAUUCCACUCAUUUGGAAGGUGUUGGAUAGUCAAAAUCUGUUCUAAAGCAUCUUGUAAAGGACAGUGUUUUGCUCUUAUAAAAUUAGUAAGAAAUGUUACUGCACUGAACCUGUGGCAGCACAAGAGCAUUUGAGUUGAAAAGCGCGUUCUGUUGACUUUAGUACUUGUGUUCAUAGCUGUGCAGUGACUAUGCACAAUCUGGUGUCUCAGUGUGGUGUCAGCCAAGAGGAAACACUUGGCUAUGGAAAUGUGUGCCACAUGAAUAUUUGAACUUACAUAGGAGACCGACUGAAUGCAAACAUCUUGUCCUGCAGAUGUUUUUCUCCUUUAAAAUAAAUAAAGCUUAUCUUGAAACUCA